This is a messenger RNA of Fusarium pseudograminearum CS3096, 996 nucleotides long. RefSeq lists its product as uncharacterized. The transcript is spliced from 7 exons. NCBI's taxonomy places the organism in Eukaryota, Fungi, Ascomycota, Sordariomycetes, Hypocreales, Nectriaceae. Gene Ontology annotation, molecular function: methyltransferase activity. Bases 1 to 996 code for a protein of 331 amino acids. The record is from RefSeq and is a predicted model, not a curated record.
AUGGCGACUACGAUACAAGAGCCUAUCGAGCCUAUCACCGCUGAUCAGCACUCUGAGGACGAAAACGAGUUUCAGACAUCUGAUUUCGACUCGUCGACAUUGUCAUCUAGUUCAACGAGUCUAAACACGAGCAUCUAUCAGCAUGCUUUUGAGAACGGACGACGGUAUCAUCAAUACCGUCAUGGAACAUAUCCAAUCCCAAACGACGAUGCAGAGCAGAACCGCGACGAUAUGAAGCACGCCAUGAUGCUGGAACUCACCAAUGGUAAUCUUUACUUCUCGCCAAUUGCCGAUUAUCCUCAAAAGAUCAUCGACCUUGCCACCGGAACUGGCAUCUGGGCCAUUGAUAUCGCCGAUAAAUUCCCCAGUGCUUCAGUUGUGGGAGUUGAUCUUAGCCCCAUUCAGCCAUCCUGGGUCCCUCCCAAUCUGAAAUUCCUUGUCGACGAUAUCGAAGAUGAGUGGAUACACGGUGAUGACUAUGACUUUGUGCACAUGCGCUGUAUCAGCCCGUGGCUAAAAGACGAAGUCAAGGUUCUCCGCCAAGCUCAUGAACACAUGAAGCCAGGAGCUUGGAUCGAAAUCCAAGAGCUCGACGCGCGCGCAAACUGUGACGACGGCUCUCUUCCUAAAGACGCUCCAUUGGCAAAGUUCUUCGACACGGCAGCUACAGCAGUAGCAAGCUUCGGUAUGAAAUUUCGCGCGGGCGAGAAUCUGCGUGAGCCACUCGAAAAGGCCGGUUUUGUCAAUGUGAGCUGUAAAGUUCUCAAAGUCCCGAUUGGAACAUGGGCAAAGGACAAGAAACUUCGCCUUAUCGGCCUCUACCUCAAGACUGCAGUCAGCGACAUGUUUGGAGCCAUGGCUGCCAAGCCGCUACGCAAGGUUAUGGGUCCAGAUGAGAUUGAACUAUUUUUGAUCGACGCGCGAAAGGAUUUGAACAAUAUGAACUAUCAUGCGUAUGAGAACUAUUACUUCUGGAUGGGGCAGAAACCUGAAUAA